CUGGCCUCUCUCCCAAUCUUUGUGGCUUCUGUUAUUUUCAGACCCCUUUCCUACCCUCUUCCUCCUCUCUCUAACAAAACUAGAGAACAGAAUACAGAAGGGGGCUGUUGCCAUUGUUAGGAGGAGGAAGUCAAAGAGGCAUUUGGUUCUCUGGAAAAGAAGAAAUAAGAGAUAAAGAAGGGAAGAAAAUGGGGUUGAGAUAUUGCUUCUUUUUGCUUCUCUUCUUCUUCCUCCUCGGUUUUGCCACUCCCUCAUAUAUUAAAUAUGAGGUGCUAGAGAAUGCGGGAAGAACAGCAGGACGUUCCCUUCUCCAGGAGAAGCAAGAUUGCCCAAUAGACAUGGAGAAUCAAAACUACACAAUCGUAACGAGCCAGUGCAAGGGGCCCAAAUACGACGGGAAGGUAUGCUGCGGAGCAUUCAAGGAGCUGGCCUGCAAAAACAGGGACGCGCUCAACGCCGAGAACAACAACUGCGCCACCGUCAUGUUCAACUACCUCCACCUCUACGGCAAGUACCCCCCUGGCCUCUUCGGCAACCUCUGCAAGGAAGACAAGAAUGGCCUCGACUGCAAGCAAGUCGACGAGAAACAGGCCGCCGCCGCCGCAGCAGCAGCAAAGAGUGGUGCUGGAAGAGGUUUUCAAUCAUCGGCGGUGUUGCUGGCCGCCGCGGCUGCUCUUAUGGCGUUAUUUUGAAUCUUCUGAAGUGAAAGGAUUCGUGUGAAUAUUAUGCUAGAAUUCAUAACUGAGUCAUUACUAUGUCAAGAAAUGUAAAAAAAUGAGAACAAAUUCUAAUCCUUUAUUUCAAAUAUUCAUUACGUACUUACGAUGAUCACUUUUCAAUUGAAGAACAUUUGGGUAGUCAUAUGCAUUGAAAUCAUUUUGAUAACCACUUC
Cuscuta epithymum is the source of this 892-nucleotide messenger RNA. Lineage: Eukaryota; Viridiplantae; Streptophyta; Magnoliopsida; Solanales; Convolvulaceae. The record is from the annotation of a GenBank genome assembly.